Messenger RNA from Morone saxatilis (striped sea-bass), 3046 nucleotides. RefSeq names its product ornithine decarboxylase 1 (gene odc1). Bases 321 to 1703 code for a protein of 460 amino acids. Gene Ontology annotation, cellular component: cytoplasm. NCBI's taxonomy places the organism in Eukaryota, Metazoa, Chordata, Actinopteri, Moronidae. The record is from RefSeq and is a predicted model, not a curated record. The transcript has 11 exons. Gene Ontology annotation, molecular function: ornithine decarboxylase activity.
ACAGCAGUCAUAGCCCAGUGAGAGAGGCGGCACUCCGGCACUCCUGCAGCGGACUUCAUUGUGAGGGAACUGCUGUUUUUUUUUUAAUCCUAGCAUCGGGUCUAAUGGACAAACUCUUUGUAAAUGCUUUUUAAGAAUACUCACUCUAGGAGAAGACACACUGGCUACUCAGCAGGCCCUGGCAUUGAGUCUUAUUUGAAAGGAUUCAAUUUCACUGGUGAACCACCUUGGCUUCUCUGCACCUGAGUAACAGCAACACUAAGUUCCAUCUCUUUCAUAUUCAAUUUACUAGCAACCAAUCAAAAGGACGUUUUGUGACCAUGAACACUGCCACUCCCACUGAGUUUGAAUUCUCUUUCCUGGAGGAGGGUUUCUCUGCCAGAGACAUUGUUGAGCAGAAGAUAAAUGAGUCAUCCAUGACGGAUGACCGGGAUGCCUUCUAUGUCUGCGACUUGGGAGAUGUGCUGAAGAAACAGCUGCGCUGGGCAAGGGCUCUGCCUCGCGUCACUCCUUUCUAUGCUGUCAAAUGCAAUGACAGUCGGGCUGUAGUUAUGACACUGGCCUCCCUGGGAACUGGCUUUGACUGUGCAAGCAAGAUGGAGAUUCAGCUGGUUCAGUCUCUGGGAGUGGAUCCAAGCAGAAUCAUCUAUGCCAACCCCUGCAAGCAAGUUUCUCAGAUCAAGUAUGCGUCUGCCCAUGGGGUCCAGAUGAUGACCUUUGAUAGUGAGGUGGAACUCAUGAAAGUGGCCCGCUGUCAUGACAAUGCCAAGCUGGUGCUGCGUAUUGCCACAGACGACUCAAAGGCAGUGUGUCGCCUCAGUGUGAAGUUUGGGGCCCCACUCAAAGCUUGUCGAGGACUUCUGGAGCGGGCUAAAGAACUGGGGCUGGAUGUAAUCGGUGUCAGCUUCCAUGUUGGCAGUGGCUGCACUGAUCCCGAGACCUACGCCCAGGCUAUCGCUGAUGCCCGCUGUGUCUUUGAUAUGGGGGAUGAGCUGGGCUUCAACAUGGACCUGUUGGAUAUCGGAGGUGGUUUCCCUGGUUCAGAUGAUUCUGUACUCCAGUUUGAAGAGAUCACAGCAGUAAUUACCCCAGCUCUGGACAAGUAUUUCCCUGCGGACACUGGUAUUAGGGUCAUUGCUGAGCCAGGGCGCUUUUAUGUGGCGUCUGCUUACACACUGGUUGUCAACGUCAUUGCCAAGAAGGUCAUCAUGGAUGACGAGUCAGCCUCUGACGAGGAAGACGAAGGGACCAAUGAUAGGACUCUGAUGUACUACGUCAACGAUGGAGUGUACGGAUCCUUCAACUGUAUUCUCUAUGACCAUGCUCACUGUUUGCCAACACUGCACAAGAAGCCAAAGCCAGAUGAGGUCAUGUAUCCCUGCAGUAUUUGGGGCCCAACAUGUGACGGCCUUGAUCGCAUUGUUGAGCAGUGUUUCCUGCCUGACCUGCAGGUGGGCGACUGGCUUGUCUUUGAGAACAUGGGUGCCUACACCGUGGCCGCCUCCUCCACCUUUAACGGAUUCCAGAGACCUGACAUCUACUAUGUCAUGUCCCGCCCUGCCUGGCAACAAGUGCAGCAGAUCUGUUCCCAGGGCAUGCCAGCUCCUGUGGAGGAGUCUUGCCUGUUCGAAGUGCCAGCCUGCUGUGGCCGAGAGAGCAGCUUGGAGAUGCCCACGAAGGCCUGCCAGGCCAAUGUGGUUUAAACUCGUACUGUACAUUACGGCAGUGUUCUCGCAUCCUCUGUAUUUGUUUUUUUUUCUUCACCCCAAAUCUGCGUGAAAUUUCAAGGCCAGUUACUUGACAGGAGAAUGAGAGGGACAUUUUGUGCAAAUUUCUGCGUUCUGUAUGGAAGCUGGGGAUCAACCCUCAAUGAAAUGAGGCUGAAUCACACUCUGAGUGUCUCUGUGUGUUCCAGGCAGUGUGACAGGGCAACUCUGUACUUGAACUUGUUGCUGCAGUCUUCCUGUCCUAAUUUGGGGGAACUGACUGUAGUUGAUGAAGAACCUAUUUACUGAACUGGAGUAGUGUAGGGAGAGGAACUUGUUGCUUGAAAAAAAUCACAACUACUUUUUACUGACUGUAGCAGCAGUCCCAAGAGGUGAAGGGUUUCCAGUGCUAUUCCUUUUAUAAUAUAAAAGUAUAGUAGAAGAUUGCUUCCAGCGUAAGCAAUCACCAGUGCUAACUGACCUGCAAAAUGUAAAGGGUUGGUUUAUUAAAUUGCUGAUCAUUAAAGCCCUGUUAACAGCUGAAGUCACAUCCCUAGCUAGUAACUCGCAAAGAGGUGGUUGGAAGGGUGAUUUAAUUCCUCAAAAAUGGCUGCUAUGUAUUUAUAUUUCCCAUGAUCUCCACUUCUAUACAGGACCUGCCAAGUGUUAGUCCUAAAGAUGUUUGUUUUUUGUUUUUUUUACUGGCAAUCAUAAUCUAGCUAUAUUCAGUGUUUUUGUGUUCUGUAAAUGAUCUGAUCUUUGAUCUUCCCAUCCAAAACAAAAUAUGCAUAGCUACAAACAUGGCACACAAUUACCACCAGGCAAAUGCAAGUGACUGGUAGGUUUGUUUCACUCACCAGCCAAAACUCAAUGGUAAUCUGAGUCAAAGGAAAUGCAUACAUGCAUCACAUCCUGCAUAUCAGAACACCACACAGUGCAUCUCUGUGCUAAUAUGGCUGCAGCAUAUGAAACUACUUGUCAGACGCCAAUAUAUUUACAUACACUAAACAGACCUUUCCAUUACCCACGUCAAGCAUGUAAUCCUUGUAUUUGUCUGGUGACCCAGACAAAUGCAGAAACGCAUCUUCAAGAUUAACACUUAAAACACAGGGACUCAAGAAGCACACUGCACCUCUCCUCUUCUCCUUAUUUUAUCUUUUUUUUUUUUUUUUGUAACUUGUAGAAGAUAAGAAGUCUGUUCGAGACAAGAAGCCAUGUUUAACCAUACAUUUGAAAUGGAUACGAAAGAGACGGGACUGCAAAAUCAUAAUGCUUUCCUAUGGAAACUUUUUGAAGUUUUGUAUUUUUUUAAUAAAUAAAACAUUAGGUGCAGAGCCGAA